AACCAAGGUAUUCAAUUUCGAGUUCAGUCAUGUGUUCAUACCAAAAAACGAUUUACUUGCAAACCUAAAAGACAUUCAAUUAUCUCCGUCUAUUGUAAACAAUAAGAUACGAGGGCCUGACGUCACGUUCAACCUUCGAGGAGGCUCAUAUCUGGUCUAUUUUGAGCUCAACCCAUAUGUUAUUGUGGUAGUAGGACUGAUAGUUAUAUGUGCUCACAUGGUACACUGAUAGUCAUGCAUGAAUAACACUUUAAACUUGUUAUCCUUCUCACCCAGACCUAACCCAAGAAACAACUGUGGGGACUCAUUUGUUUAUUUUUUGUUUUAACAUUAAAACAACCAAAUCGGCACUUAAAUGAAUUCAACACGUCCAAAAUCCUCAAAAGGACGAAGCAGGCCCCCAGCGGACCAUACUGUGCGUGAUACCAGAGAGCACGUCCAGAGUGACCACCACCUGGCCGUGGGGCACCAGUCCGACGGCUGCAUCAGGUCCAGGUCUGACUCUUUGACCGGGAUCACCACGCCGCAAGGCCAGGACUACACGGCAACACCGCUGCAAUCCGUCCCUGCUCGGCAAACACUCUCCCUGAACAAAUACAAGGUGCUUCCAUCCAUAAAAAAACCGUCAGAUGUUAGCCACGCCCUUGUCCCAGAAAUGAAGACAUCCAAGAUUAAACUAUGUGAUCAUGUCAUCGCUCAGCAGCGAAGGCAUAGUCAUGGAGAACCAGGUUGUUAUGCCGAGGAGACCCCGGCGAAGACCCAGACUGCGACCCGGAGUAACCCUGAAAUAGGCCGGGUUGCCCCUGCCCCUAACAAGCCUCCUGACCCAGUCAUCAUGGAGUCCAGAGACGAGACUCCUGCCGUUGUUGCUACAGACCAGUUGCUUCUAGCUAUCAGAGCACCGUGUGGCAGGAGAUUUCAGCAACACUUUUCCUAUGCCGACACCCUGCAGACACUCAUCACUUGUGCAGAAGCCAGAAAUGAAACAAGCUACUCCGAAGCCUUCAUUGAAACUAUGGAUGUGCCUCGAAGGAGCUUCAGGAGAUUGGACAUGACUCUGUCAGAGUGCUGCAUCUUCAACAGAUCAGUGCUGUGCAUCUCUCAGGAGAGACCCUCGGAUAUUGCCACAAGCGUAGUUGAUAAUGGUUAAUUAUGUCACAUUCUAAAUGAUGAGCCAUGUAUGGAAAAAUUUACCUGUGAUCCAAAAUUUGAAAGGCAAUUGAGAAAUGAUUUUUGCUCACACACUAGUCACAAGGCAAUACCAUAGUACACUGUCCAAAGAGCUGGCAAUGUGCCAGACAUGUCACUGUAUCUGAUCAAACUGACUUAAACUAUUAUACUCCCCAUUGCCGCUGGUGAAUACAAGAAAAAGUCCAUCUUCAAGACUUUUGAAUGGCAUUGAGCAGAUAUCUGCACUAACCUGAAUUAAAUACUAAAUCUUAAAACGCAUCUAAUCUUAUUGCUAUCUGCAUAUUCUUAAUGAAUCCAUAAUUGUUGAUUAACAAUAAGUGGUUUCCAUUAUUCGCUUGGAAGCAAACCCUUUAGUGCCAAUAUUUGGCAUGUUAGUAGCAGCCCAAUCAAUAAUACACAACUUGGUGCAGAAAAUUAACCUGUAAUGGACGUUUGAAGUUCAAAAUAUUUUUUUUGAACUGUAUUUUCCCAAAGGCACAAAUGAUAUUGCCGUGUUUUGUUCAAUAAACCAUGUACAUUGCCUGAUGUGUCUGUGUCAAUCCAAAUAAAAAGAACAAGCACAUUUUUAACAAUAAAUUUACUUUGUGGGUUAGCACAUUCCAAGUUUUUUUUUAGCAAAGAAGAUAUUAUAUUA
Molecule: messenger RNA, 1825 nt
Organism: Gadus chalcogrammus (walleye pollock)
Lineage: Eukaryota; Metazoa; Chordata; Actinopteri; Gadiformes; Gadidae
Gene: ubxn10
Product: UBX domain protein 10
Exons: 1
Coding region: 356-1150 (264 amino acids)
Molecular function (GO): protein binding
Source: RefSeq, a predicted model, not a curated record